ACAUUUCUCCUCAGCUGCUCUGGACGCGGAGCCUUGCCUCCCUGGGAGACCACAGGCCUGUCACAGGCAGCACGCUUAGGUCUCAGCAACGUGUACCAUGGAGAAGGCGUCUGUCUGAGGCACUCUGUCUCUCUGUCUCUCUCCUAUAAGAGCUGAAACUUGCCUAAGCCCUCACUAACAGUUGGUCAUUGUGGAGGUGAACAAGACAGCUGCAGGCUGUCAUUCCAGGACCCCGCUGCACCUGGGAGGCUGCUGGGGGCCAGAGCACCCAGAGGAGGUGCUUCCUGCCUGGAAGCAGCCAUGGGGUGUCCCUCCCGCUGAGGAGGAGGAACCCAUGCCCAUCCAGCCAGGGCCUUCACAGGGCAGGGAGAUGACAUCGGAGGACCUAAGUCCAGUUCAGCCUGGAGGGACAAAUGAGCUGAGGGUGAUGUUGGACUCAGUAACCCACAGCACCUUCCUGCCCAACGCAUCCUUCUGUGACCCCCUGAUGUCGUGGACUGAUCUGUUCAGCAAUGAAGAAUAUUACCCUGCCUUUGAGCAUCAGACCGCCUGUGACUCCUACUGGACAUCAGUGCACCCCGAGUAUUGGACUAAGCGCCAUGUCUGGGAAUGGCUCCAGUUCUGCUGUGACCAGUACAAGCUGGACGCCAACUGCAUCUCCUUCUGCCACUUCAACAUCAGUGGCCUGCAGCUGUGCAGCAUGACACAGGAGGAGUUCAUUGAGGCAGCCGGCAUCUGCGGGGAGUACCUGUACUUCAUUCUCCAGAACAUUCGCACGCAAGGUUAUUCCUUUUUCAAUGAUGCUGAAGAGACCAAGGCCACCAUCAAAGACUAUGCUGAUACCAGUUGCUUGAAAACAAGUGGCAUCAAGAGUCAAGACUGUCACAGUCAUAGUCGAACAAGCCUGCAAAGCUCUCACCUGUGGGAAUUUGUGAGAGAUUUGCUUCUUUCUCCUGACGAAAACUGUGGCAUCCUAGAAUGGGAAGAUAGAGAGCAAGGCAUUUUUCGGGUGGUUAAAUCAGAAGCCCUGGCAAAGAUGUGGGGACAAAGGAAGAAAAAUGACAGGAUGACAUAUGAAAAGUUGAGCAGAGCCCUGAGAUACUACUAUAAGACAGGCAUUCUGGAACGGGUGGACCGAAGGUUAGUGUAUAAAUUUGGAAAAAACGCACAUGGGUGGCAAGAAGACAAACUAUGAUCUGCGCUGGGAAUCAAGCUCCCUGUAUGGAUUUCUGUUAUUUAAAAACAAUCAGACUGCAAUAGACAUUUGAAAGUCUUUCUUCUCCUCCUCCUCC
This is a messenger RNA of Nannospalax galili (Upper Galilee mountains blind mole rat), 1292 nucleotides long. RefSeq names its product E74 like ETS transcription factor 5 (gene Elf5). The coding region runs from base 335 to 1195 and encodes 286 amino acids. The record is from RefSeq and is a predicted model, not a curated record. Gene Ontology annotation, cellular component: nucleus. Gene Ontology annotation, molecular function: sequence-specific DNA binding; DNA-binding transcription factor activity, RNA polymerase II-specific. The transcript is spliced from 7 exons. Gene Ontology annotation, biological process: regulation of transcription by RNA polymerase II; cell differentiation. Lineage: Eukaryota; Metazoa; Chordata; Mammalia; Rodentia; Spalacidae.